Messenger RNA from Ctenopharyngodon idella (grass carp), 4727 nucleotides. It is a transcript of the gene dnajc5ab, whose product is annotated as DnaJ (Hsp40) homolog, subfamily C, member 5ab. Gene Ontology annotation, cellular component: presynapse; membrane; intracellular membrane-bounded organelle. Lineage: Eukaryota; Metazoa; Chordata; Actinopteri; Cypriniformes; Xenocyprididae. The transcript has 5 exons. The record is from RefSeq and is a predicted model, not a curated record. Gene Ontology annotation, biological process: regulation of synaptic vesicle cycle. The coding region runs from base 235 to 834 and encodes 199 amino acids.
GUGACGUAAGCGCACGACUCCCAUUGAGCGGAGACGCUUCACGAUCAUAAGACCAGGACGCCGUAUCUGAGCACCGCAGGUUGAUCUACUCCUAUUUGAAGGCCGUUUAUAGAUAUUGGAAAUAAUAUACGAAGAACUGACUAUCUGCACUUCUACCUACGUUUCUCUCCUAGACGACUGAGGAGGUGGUUGUGUGAGGUUAGGGGAUAGGGUGUGUGAGUGUGUGUGCGAGUAAUGGCGGAGCAGCAGAGACAACGUUCACUCUCCACGUCGGGAGAAUCCUUAUACCUGGUCCUGGGAGUUGAUAAGAACACAGGACCAGAAGACAUAAAGAAAUCCUACAGAAAAUUGGCUCUGAAGUUCCAUCCAGACAAGAAUCCCGACAAUCCAGAAGCGGUUGAGAAAUUCAAAGAGAUCAACAACGCUCAUGCCAUUUUAUCAGACCCCACCAAACGCAACAUCUAUGACAAAUAUGGAUCUCUGGGCCUUUACGUGGCAGAACAGUUUGGAGAGGAGAAUGUUAACACUUACUUUGUAUUGUCCAGCUGGUGGGCCAAGGCAUUGUUUAUAUUCUGCGGUGUGGCUACAGGCUGUUAUUUCUGCUGUUGUCUGUGCUGCUGUUGUAACUGCUGCUGUGGGAAGUGUAAACCUCAUCCUCCGCGGGCAGACGAGCCGGAUUUCUAUGUGUCUCCUGAAGACUUAGAAGCUCAGAUGCAGUCUGAUGAGAGAGAUGGCAGCAGUCCCAUCGUGAUGCAGCCGUCCUCUGCCACAGAGACCACUCAGCUGACUGCAGACUCUUACCACACCAGCUACCGGACAGACGCCAGCUAUUAAAACCUUCCCCUCUCUCACACAUGGGACCACCAUCCCGGAAGAGGUCACGCUGUGGAAUGAGUGAUCCAGAGGAAAGAGGAUGAGGGGUUAGUUAGUUACAGAUCUUCUGUUGAAAAACCUGAAAUGCUUCACUGUACAGGGCAAGAAGCGAGUUAUUAUUUUUAUUUGCCUUUAACCUCUAUCAUCCCCAAACCUACUGCUGUUAUAUUCAACACACACACACACUCACUCACUCACACGCGCGCGCACACACACACACACACACACACACACACACACACACACACACACAAGGACUUUCUUACAGUGUCCAUACAGUCUUCCUGCUAUGAUCCAUGCUUCAUCUUUCACACAGCGUUUGUCUACAUGAUCACUGAAGAUCAUUUUGAUCAAUCUUAUUUGAGAAUUAAUAUGUAACAACAGGACACAAGGAAAUAUGUUGUAUGCUUUAAUGCUUUCAGCUAUCAUAAUGGCCAGUGAAGCUGGUGUUACACUAACUGACUGGAAACAACUUGAUAAUGGUUCAUUCAACACUACCAUUCAAAAGCUUGGGUUCAGUAAGAUUUUUUUUAAGGAAUUAAUACUGUUAUUCAGCAAGGAUGAAUUAAAUUGAUCAAAAGUUGACAUUUAUAAUAUUACAAAGAUUUCAGAUCAGAGAAUCCUGGAAAAAGCAACACAGCUGUUUUCAACAUUGAUAAUAAUAAGAAAUGUUUCUUGAGCAGCAAAUCAGCAUAUUAGAAUGAUUUCUGAAGGAUCAUGUGACACUAAUGAUGCUGAAAAUUCAGCUUUGCAUCACAGGAAUAAAUUACAUUUAAAAAUAUAUUAAAACAGAAAACAGUUGUUUUACUUUGUAAUAAUAUUUCACAUUUUUUCUGCAUUUUUAAUCAAAGAAAUGCAGCCUUGGUGAGUGGAAGAGACCUCUUUUAAAAACAUUAAAAAAUCUUACUGACCCCAAACUUUUCAAAAGUUAUUGACCUUUUCAUGCAUGUGAUUAGCACAAACCUCACGAUCGCACCAUAAAGUUGUCCUGGGUUGUUUUCGUAUAUAUUUCCACAUUCUGAGUCAGUGUUUUGACCUAAAUGUUCUGCUCAUGUUAUGGACUAGUAACAGACCUGUGCAAUGUUUAAGCAGAAGUCAAAAUGUAUAAAUUAUAAUCCUUCAGAUUAAAAUUUCAAGUGUUUCGUUAUAUCAACAGGAAAUGGUUUUCAGUAGUUUUAGUACACAUACAUUUAUAUUUUUUAAACAGGAAAACUGUAGUGUAGUCACUGAGGACACGGUUGAGGAAACAUUGCUGUGUCAUGCUGUGUAUGUUUAUGUGAGACGUCUCGUGUUAAUGGCAUCCGGUGGGCAUGUACUGUCAAGUAUAAUCAUGCAGUGCUUAGCUCUGCUCGAUUUGUGUGUGUGUGUGUGUGUGUGUGUGUGUGUGUGUGUGUGUGUGUGUGUGUGUGUGUGUUUGGUCGGUCACUGGAACAGGAGAUUGGGAUUGUCAGAUACAUACUGAGACUCUACCAGGUUAUUUAUUCUUGUGCAGGUUACUUCCAUCUGUUUUCUUAAAGGGAUAGUUCACCCAAAAAAUAAAAAUUGCCAUCAUUUACUCGCCCGCAAAUUGUUCUGAACCUGUAUGAGUUUCUUUCUUCUGCUGAACAUAAAAGAUAUUUUGAAGAAUGUAGGUAACCAAACAAGUUCUGGUCCCCAUUGACUUCCAUAGUAUGAAAAUACUAUGGAAGUCAAUUGAAAAAAAAUUAUUAUUUUUUUUUUUGGGUAAGCUAUCCCUUUUGAGGCUUUAAGUUAAAGGGUUGCACUAGCAUUAGUGUUUGCAUUUCUCAGGUUUGUGGUUUCAGAAGACAGACAUUCAAUUCAAGCACAGGAGGAUUGUGGGUAAAGGGAUUCAUCUGCAUACAUUUUGGCUGUAAUUGUACCCAUAAUUUGAUCUUGUUCCCUAGUGCCUGGUUUAAUGUAAUCAGGUCAACAUAAUAUUUUACUGUAGUUAAUACACAUUAACAGUAUUAUUACUGUUAUUAUGCCUAUAUAUAUAUAUAUAUAUAUAUAUAUAUAUAUAACUCUGUGAUCUGUAUUCUUCAGGCUAUAAUAGUUCAUGCUUGCUGGUUUUGAUCAUGUCAUUCAUACACGAUUCAGGGUUCCCACAUUCAUGGAAAACCUGGAAAUAUCAGGGAAGUUUAAAUUUAUGACUUGGAAAUUAACAAAAAAAGUCCAUUCUCUAUACAUUUUCUAGCUUUGCUCAGCCCUAAAAUAUUUUAUUGGCUAGAAAUUGCUCAUGAGCUACAAUCCUAAGCAGGAUUUUACAAAUCCUUAUCUAGUAAUCAUGGGUGAAUGGAAAGGUCAUGGAAAAAUCAUUUGUCAUGGUCAGAUGUUUUGGGAACCCUGACUCUUGCAAACUCCUUUUUUCUUCCCUUUUCUUUUAUCUCCCUGAAUGCAUGCAUUUUAUUUUUGAUAGAAGUGAACAUAAGCAUACUAUGGAAGCUUGUUUUUCGUCAUGGAAUUGAGAGUUCAUAUCGCACAUUUCUGACUUUUUUUCUCACAAUUGCGAGAUUAUAUCCCGCCUUUUUUUGUGAGAUAUUAACUCACAAUUGCUGAUUAUAAAGUCAAUUCUUGCAAUUGUGAGUUUACAUGUCAAAUCUCGCAGUUGAUGCUAGAAAAAUGCUAAAAAAAAAAAAAAGAAUUGUGAGUUAAAAAGUGGCAAUUACCUUUUUUUUUUUUUUUUUUUUUAAUUCAGUGGCAGAAACAAGCUUCCAUAGCAUACAGAUUUUAAAGUAGGAAAUCCUUAUUUCUGUUUUAGACACUACAUAUAUGUGUGUGUGUGUGUGUGUGUGUGUGUGUGUGUGUGUGUGUGUGUGUGUGUGUGUGUGUGUGUGAGAGAGAGAGAGAGAGAGAGCUCUGAAUUUAAUCACUGUACCACCAUCUAUGUACUGUGUUCAAAUAUGUCAUUUCUUUAAGCUGUAUAUCUGUCACUGUUUGGGCAUGUGUUUUUGAAUGUGUCUGCAUACAUUCAUUUACAUGUACUUAAAAGAGGAUGUGCAGAAAACUUGUGUAAUUUACCCCAAAUGUGUAUGUUUUAUUUGUUUAGGUUCACAUUGUGGAUAUUUCAUAGGUGUCUACAUGUAUCUCAUAGUUAUAUGUUUUUUGUAUUUAAUUCAUGUCUGAAUCAUUAGGCAGAUUAUUAGUGAUCAUGUUUCUAAACAUUUCUAAAACUGAACUGUUCACAAUGUGUAACGCUUUUUAUUUGCAAAAUAUUAUUUCUCAACACAAGCUCCACUGUAACACAGCUACUGAUGUCAGUUAUCCCAGUUUUCCUUUCCAAUUAUUUGUAUUUUUUUUUCAUGAUCAUAAUUGAAAAAACAUUGAUCUGACAUUGAUCCUGUUGCUUCCAGUCUAAGAAUAUGAGAACGAAUGGAGCCUUGUGUCUGAGUGCAACACCUAAACAGAAUCAUGUUAUAAAUGAAGGAAAUAGUGUAAACAUGGUGAUGAGAAACAAUAUUUUAUUUAUUAUUUUCCUAUGUUUUUAAUAAAUUACAUAGUUCAGUAGGUGUAAGCCAAUAUUGUACAGAAUGGCUGAAUUGUUUUGCGCAUUCUGGAUCAAAUCAGCUGAAAUUGUUGUAGCAUGAAUAUACUGUGUCAGAGACGUAACAUGGAUAAUUGGUCUGAACAGCUGUAAAUUAAAUGUGAAGGAAGCUAAAAAAAAGUAUCUGUGGUGUUUGUGUGUUUGUGCAAAGGCAAUGAUGAUCUGCAAAAUAAAAUGUUAAUGUUGCUUUUUACACUUGCAGCGAUGUAACAAAAGGAAUCUUAAUUCAAUUAAAAGUUAGAAUAUCAAGCCAAAAACAUUUAAGUGAAAGUAAGAAAAGUUGUAUGUAUUAAAGUAAAAGGUUUUUGACAAA